Molecule: messenger RNA, 1554 nt
Organism: Jatropha curcas
Lineage: Eukaryota; Viridiplantae; Streptophyta; Magnoliopsida; Malpighiales; Euphorbiaceae
Product: expansin-A1
Biological process (GO): plant-type cell wall organization
Cellular component (GO): extracellular region
Source: RefSeq, a predicted model, not a curated record
UGGCUCUUUUACAAUUUAAUAUAGAAGAGGAGAUCAGGUUGAAAUAGCAAAUUGCAGACUUGCAGUACAUUGUUAAAGGUAGACUAGGCCGCAGCAAAAUGUUGAACUGUUAGCUGUGAGAUCCUGAGAUGGCGUUUUUACCAGAGUAAGAAAGAGUACUAAAGCAAAACGAGAAUCCUGCCACCGUCCCAUUCCCAUAUGGCCUAAAAGUAAAAGAGAAAUCCUUAUUAACAUAGAAUAGAUGAUAUUUUUUCCUGCAAAAUGACACAUAGAAACCCACGUGGGUUCAAAAAAAGCUGUACUUCUCAUAACUCGAUUGCACUUGGCGGUUUAAGGUCCUCGCACCUCAAUAUAUUAUUUGCGUCAGUUUGUUUUUCUGACGUUUGCCUUUGCCUAAGGGAAAACUUUUAUGCUUCCUUUAUGAGUCUAUAAAUUCCCACUCACCCCCCCCUCUUCUUCCCAUACUCAUUCCGUCAAACACCAUUCUUUCUCUUGAAAUUGGAAAAUGGCAUUAAUUUCUGGGCUUUUCUUGGUGGGAUUUCUUUCUUUGAUCUCUUUUGUUUCUGGGGAUAAUGGUGGUUGGGUUAAUGCUCAUGCUACCUUCUACGGAGGUGGUGAUGCUUCUGGUACAAUGGGUGGGGCUUGUGGGUACGGAAACCUAUAUAACCAAGGAUAUGGAACAAACACUGCAGCUUUAAGCACAGCCUUGUUCAACAAUGGCUUCAGCUGUGGUGCUUGUUUUGAAAUAAAGUGUACAGAUGACCCAAAGUGGUGCUUGCCUGGCUCUAUUGUGGUCACAGCCACCAAUUUCUGCCCUCCCAAUAAUGCUCUCCCUAAUAAUGCUGGGGGCUGGUGCAACCCUCCCCAGCAUCAUUUCGAUCUCUCUCAGCCUAUCUUCCAACGAAUUGCUCAGUACAGAGCAGGGAUUGUGCCUGUCUCUUACAGAAGGGUACCCUGCCAAAGGAGAGGAGGAAUCAGAUUCACCAUUAAUGGACACUCAUAUUUUAACCUAGUCUUGAUCACCAACGUUGGUGGUGCAGGAGAUGUUCAGGCAGUUUCAGUCAAAGGUUCAAGAACUGAUUGGCAACCCAUGUCAAGAAACUGGGGUCAAAAUUGGCAAAGCAAUUCAUAUCUUAAUGGUCAACGCCUGUCAUUUAAGGUCACAACUAGUGAUGGAAGGACUGUCGUCUCUAACAAUGUUGUUCCUGCUGGAUGGUCCUUUGGUCAAACCUUCACUGGUUUACAAUUCUGAUUAAAAAAUUAAAACUAAUCUAUAAAUGAUAAUAAUUAGUUAAUUUAGGUAAAAAAAACAAAAAGGGAAAUGAGCUCGUUUUAAAUUAGCACAUUUUCAAUUGAUAUUUUAGAUUUGAACAUGUUGGAGGGUUAGGUUCUGUUAUGUUCUGCUAGCUUUUGAAAAGGCAGACUGGAAAUUUGGCGGAGGUGGGUAUUUAAUAGAUUGAAUAUAUAAAUUUUAAAAAACCAAUUAAUUAAUUUAGCAGAAAUAGUCGAAAUAAAUUUCGCGUCAUAUAUAUCAGAAUUUUGUAAUAUUUAGCA